AUGGUCGUUACACAGGAUGACUCAACAAGUUUGGACAUGAUCACGAAAAUUCCAAGUGUGGCAUCAGAAUUGAGUGUCGUUGCUUUCAAUCAUCGAGCAAUUGUUGCAGCCAUUUUGUUCGUAUUCGCAUUGAUCGGUCUAUUUGGUAACGCCCUCGUCAUAAUUUCAGUCAUCGUUAGCAGAAAGCUUCGGACGAUCACCAAUGUCCUGGUGGUCAAUCUGGCUUUCGCUGAUUUCAUGGCAUGUACCUACUUACCGUUUCAAAGCGCUGGUCUCCUAAGUCAAACAGGAAGGUACCCUCUGCAUGAGACGGUGUGCGCAGCCGUUGCCGCAGUAGGAUACAUCAGCGCAUGCUGCAGUGUAUACACCCUAGUCGCUAUAGCAUUUGUCCGUUGGUACGUCAUCACCAGAUCUAUUCGUGGUCAUCAAGGUCUUCAUACCCCGAAGAAAAUCGCCAUCAUGGUUGUGAUCAUCUGGAUAUUCUCAAUCUCAUUCAUGAUCAUACCUCCUGUUCUUGGCAUUGGAACACUCGGUUAUUCCGAAUAUUACAGCAUAUGUUCCUUGACAGAUACAAACGAACUAGAUGACUAUUAUGUCGUUCUUCAGGGGACUCUGGUCGCCAUUGCCCUCCUGCUCACCCUUGUAUUUUACAUUCGUAUCUUAUGGCAUGUCUUGCGACACAAUAAGCAGUUUCGAGACAAGUACGCGGUUGAUGAAGAUACCGGUUCAAAAUCAACAGAGGCACAUCAGAACAAGGCUUCCUCAUCCAUGGCUGCAGGUUCUCGUCCACCUAUGAUCAAGGCCAUCAACCGGAAAGAGAUCGAGAUCACGAAGAAUCUCUUCAUGGUCGUUUGCGUUUUUAUGCUCUGUUUCCUAGCCACCGUUGUGAAUUUCAUCAUCCCUGGUACCAGCGUCUUUACUCUCUACAGUACCAUGAUAUUGUUCGCAAAUAGCAUAUUCAAUCCGAUUAUCUACGGGCUCAAGCAUCCCAACUUUCAAGAGGUCUUCAACAAAAUCCUUUGCUGUCGUCCCGUAGGAUAGGCAUCAUGCGAGACCAAUCUGAAUGUUCAUGGCAGGCUCUUCGCUGGCGAAUUGAGUACACUUUACUGAAAAGGGGGCAAAAUCACGUGAACAGGAAAAAGUGUGACCCUUCCAAAACUACCCAUCGAAAACCAUCGAAAAUCAAAUUUUAAUGAUGGUGGCAAAAGUUGGAAAAGGGAUACAGGUUUUUGCAAAAAAAGAGGGGGUAUUUCAAAACAUG
Messenger RNA from Strongylocentrotus purpuratus (purple sea urchin), 1261 nucleotides. Its product is annotated as lateral eye opsin-like. Gene Ontology annotation, cellular component: membrane. The coding region runs from base 1 to 1041 and encodes 346 amino acids. The record is from RefSeq and is a predicted model, not a curated record. NCBI's taxonomy places the organism in Eukaryota, Metazoa, Echinodermata, Echinoidea, Camarodonta, Strongylocentrotidae. The transcript has a single exon. Gene Ontology annotation, biological process: G protein-coupled receptor signaling pathway. Gene Ontology annotation, molecular function: G protein-coupled receptor activity.